ACCCUCUUCUCGUCCCACAGUACUCACACUGUAGUAGAGAUCGAAGGCGCCACCAUUGAACUCCAAAAGAUCUUCCAGGAAGAUGAGGCGCUUGUAAAACUCUACUGUCAGGCUUUGGAAGAUACAGCCAUCGGGCCUGAGAGGCUGCUUCGAAACGUGCGUCGGCUGUUGAAGAGACUAGGGCAGGAUUUGAAGACCGAGGCAGUCAAGGAGCUAGAGAUUCUGACUUCCCGGUUCGUGUCCAUGAAAGCCACGUAUGUGGCGCACAGUAUCGUGGAAGAGUUCCACAACAAGCCCUUACCCACAGGGUCUGCUCGACUUAGCAAGGAGCACGAGAGCGAUAGCGAACCCAACGAUGACUUGGAGCACGUGCAACCGAUAGACGAGGAUCGGUUUGAGGAUCUAGCGGUCCUUCGAACUUUCCUGCUUGAAAGUGCAGCGUUCCAGACAUUUCGUGAGCGCCUUGCUGCUUUUGUUUUACCGAAAGAUCGAAUCAGCGUUUCUCAGAAUGUGAGCGAGAACAUGGAAGGGAACGCACCAUAUCUGGACACUUGGUAUCCUCCGAAAAAAUUCAAUGCUACUUGGAAGAGACUCCUGGUUGCUGCGGGACUGUUGGAGCCAGUCUUGCAGCCCGGAAUGGUUCGUAUCAGGUGGCGAUGUGAGUGCGGGGACCAACUAUUUGACGACGUACAAGAGUACCGAGAAGGCGGCAUCUCUAAGCUUACUGACCAGGUGCGACGCUCCGGCGCUAGUUAUGUUACUGCUACACCUUACCGUGAAGGAACCUCGAAUCAACACUACACAUUCCAGCCCCUCAAUAGAAUUCGGAAAGCCUUCACCACUGUCGUCAACAGCUUUCAACCAGCAACACAGCCUAUUGACACUCUGCCACUGCACAACGUUUCCGAUGCGACGUCCCCACUUAGCUCAACAGUCCCAGUCUCAUCGAGUGAACCAGAUGCUGUGCUCAUGGUAUGUAUGCACAAGCAUGAAGGCGGUAAAGGUUUACGCCAGAUAUACAUUAGCUCGAUCAAGGACUCACGCCAACUCUUCCACCUCGUCCGUCGCGAGUAUCGGCUCACACGUGAAACACACCGGCUUUCGCGCCACCUGAAACAAUUCAUUCUGCGCUUCCAAGACGACGUUGAACCGCGUCUUCACACACCGUGUUGCAAUCACGCGUGCCAGUGCAUCCCAACAGUCCAUCAGUACGAGUAUGCCUGCACACCCAAAGGACCCCCCGAUUUCGGCCCCCCGAUCCUGCCAUCACAGCUGCUGCAUUACUCCACACAUCCGGAGCUGAUCGCCGCGAACGAGACCACGGUGCUUGACCAGAUGCCGAAGCGCAUGUGCGGCGAGCUCGAAGCCACGGGCCACCUGCUGACUGAAGGCUGGGGCCUGUACUAUGAAGAAGACUGGAACACGAGCUUGAUUCUUGUUGUGGUUACGAGCGUCAUUGUACUUGCGAGUUUGCUGUUCGGCAUCUGUUGGACGGUGGUGCGGUCUGAUAUUCAAGGGGCGUGGGGCGUUAGCUCGUACAUGGUUACGACAGGAGCUCUGAUUCUUGCACUGCUUAGUGUUAUCAGCCGUGCGACAAGUAGAUAA
This is a messenger RNA of Boeremia exigua, 1605 nucleotides long. RefSeq lists its product as uncharacterized. The transcript has 3 exons. Lineage: Eukaryota; Fungi; Ascomycota; Dothideomycetes; Pleosporales; Didymellaceae. The record is from RefSeq and is a predicted model, not a curated record. The annotation marks the transcript as partial.